UGCAUCGUACUGUAUUGGGGAGGAUGAGCUCGAGAGGAUGUUGGGUUCUGUUUUGUUUCUUCUCUCUCUUACAUUUCUCAGAGUCUUAUGAUCCUAUAGACCCAAAUGGGGACAUCGAGAUCAAGUGGGAUUUCCAAGAGCUCCGUGAUGACGGCGGAUACACGGUUCUGGUUAAUGUAUACAACAACCAACUUUAUAGACACGUAGAAAAACCAGGCUGGGCAUUGAGCUGGACUUGGCCGUCCGACGAAGUAAUAUGGGACAUGAGAGGUGCUGAGGCCACCAAGCAGGGCAACUGCUCUCGUUUCCGAGGGGACAACCUCCCUCAUUCAUGCGAGAAAAAUCCAGUAAUUGUCGAUUUGCUCCCCGGGGCUCCUUACAAGAUGCAAACACAAAACUGCUGCAGGGGAGGGGUGUUAUCGUCAAUGAUCCAGGAUGGAGAUAGGUACAUGUCGUCGUUUCAGAUGAGCGUAGGAGGGGAGAUGAAGGAUGGGGGUCCUUUGAGAGCAAAGCCUUUUAAUUUCGGUUUCGGGGUCGCUGGAUACACUUGCAGCAAUGUCACCGUCGUUCCUCCGACAAAGUUUAUGACUCCAAAUACCCGUCAUCAGAAGCAAGCCCUGAUGACGUGGCAGGUGACUUGUUCCUAUUCUCAGUUCAGAGAAUCGCUUAAGCCCACCUGCUGUGUUUCCCUGUCAACAUUCUACAAUGACACUAUAGUUUCAUGUCCUCGUUGCAGUUGUGGCUGUCAGGGACCUCCAUCCACAUCACAAUGUGCAAGGGAUGGUAGACUACCUGAUUUCUUACAGUUGCCUCACGAUGACGAUAAUGAACCAUCAGACCCUGUCGUGAUGUGCACUCAACAUAUGUGCCCGAUACGAGUACACUGGCACUUGAAAACUAACUAUAAAGAGUAUUGGAGGGUUAAAGUGACAAUCACCAACUUCAACUUAGUUAAGAACUAUAGUGAUUGGAAUUUGGUGAUACAACAUCCAAAUCUGAAGAGCUUAGUGCAGGUUUUCAGCUUUAACUACAAGCCUCUGAUCGAGUAUGGCAAUAUCAAUGACACAGGAAUGUUCUGGGGAAUCAAAUACUACAACGAGAUGCUGCUACAAGAGGGUGAAUUCGGCAACGUGCAGUCUGAGAUGCUACUGCACAAAGAUCCGGGCAGCUUCACGUUUCAGGGAGGGUGGGGUUUUCCUAGGAGUGUUUUGUUCAACGGGCAUGAGUGUGUCAUGCCGCCUCCAGAUACUUACCCUUCACUUCCACGAGGAAGCAAUGCGGUUUCUAUAUCGGGUUUUAGGGUUUCAUUUGGAUUGUUAUCAUUGUUUGUGUUCAGUGUGUGGAUAUUGUUAUAGAGAAAAAUAGCAUGACAUUUUUUUUUGGGUUCAGGGAUUGGAUGUU
This is a messenger RNA of Asparagus officinalis (garden asparagus), 1401 nucleotides long. Its product is annotated as COBRA-like protein 7. NCBI's taxonomy places the organism in Eukaryota, Viridiplantae, Streptophyta, Magnoliopsida, Asparagales, Asparagaceae. Gene Ontology annotation, biological process: plant-type cell wall cellulose biosynthetic process; cellulose microfibril organization. The coding region runs from base 24 to 1355 and encodes 443 amino acids. The transcript has 6 exons. Gene Ontology annotation, cellular component: plasma membrane. The record is from RefSeq and is a predicted model, not a curated record.